UUCUUUUGAUGAGCUUUGAAUCGGAGAAGAAGCAAUGGCGAUGGCGAGUUUGGCGAGGAGGAAGGCGAUGGCGCUCGUCGGCAUCGGUGGAUCCCUCCGGUAUACGGUCGCCGUUCGGGGAUUCGCGGCGGCAGCGGGGGAUGAGAAUGAUGUCGUCGUGAUUGGCGGCGGUCCGGGUGGGUAUGUGGCGGCGAUCAAGGCGGCGCAGUUGGGGCUCCAAACAACUUGCAUCGAGAAGCGCGGAACCCUAGGUGGAACUUGCCUUAACGUUGGAUGCAUCCCCUCCAAGGCGCUACUCCAUUCAUCUCAUAUGUAUCAUGAAGCCAAGCAUGCAUUCCCACACCAUGGUGUCCAAUUCUCUGAUCUUAAGAUUGACCUGUCCGCAAUGAUGGCACAGAAAGAUAAAGCAGUCUCUGGUCUCACUCGUGGUAUUGAAGGGCUUUUCAAGAAAAACAAAGUUACUUACGUGAAGGGAUAUGGCAAGUUUAUUUCUCCUUCAGAAGUCUCAGUCGACACCCCUGAUGGGGGAAGCGCGGUUGUGAAAGGAAAGCACAUCAUAAUUGCUACUGGUUCUGAUGUCAAAUCCCUCCCUGGUGUCACCAUCGAUGAGAAGAAGAUUGUUUCAUCAACUGGUGCACUGGCCCUUACUGAAAUCCCUAAGAAACUAGUGGUGAUUGGUGCAGGCUACAUUGGACUUGAGAUGGGUUCAGUCUGGGGUCGGCUAGGUUCAGAGGUGACUGUCGUUGAAUUUGCUCCUGAUAUUGUUCCAACCAUGGAUGGUGAGGUACGCAAGCAGUUCCAGCGCAUGCUUGAGAAACAGAAGAUGAAGUUCAUGCUUAAAACAAAGGUGGUUGGAGUUGAUACCUCGGGUGAAGGUGUGAAGCUGACUAUAGAACCAGCAGCUGGUGGUGAGCAGAGCACUCUCGAAGCAGAUGUUGUUCUUGUUUCAGCAGGUCGAGUUCCCUUCACAGACGGCCUUGGGCUGGAAAAGCUAGGCGUUGAGACUGACAAAAUUGGGAGAAUCACAGUUGAUAAGAAGUUCAUGACAAACGUUUCUGGAGUAUAUGCUAUUGGAGAUGUGAUACCAGGGCCUAUGUUAGCUCACAAGGCAGAAGAGGAUGGUGUUGCCUGUGUGGAGUUCAUUGCUGGUAAGGAGGGCCACGUGGACUACGAUCUGGUCCCCGGGGUGGUAUACACACAUCCGGAGGUUGCUUCAGUCGGGAAGACCGAAGAGCAGGUGAAGGCCACUGGUGUUGCAUACCGUGUGGGCAAGUUCCCGUUCAUGGCAAACAGCCGUGCUAAGGCCAUUGAUGAUGCGGACGGUAUUGUGAAGAUACUAGCCGAGAAGGAGACCGACAAGGUACUGGGAGUCCACAUUAUGUCACCGAAUGCGGGGGAGCUUAUACACGAGGCAGUGCUUGCACUGCAAUAUGGAGCCUCCAGUGAGGACAUUGCUCGCACAUGCCACGCCCAUCCGACCAUGAGCGAGGCUGUGAAGGAGGCUGCAAUGGCUACCUAUGACAAGCCCAUCCAUAUAUAAUUUACCCUCUUGUCCCCCUUACUGCUUCUGUGAAAUUUUUGAAAUAAUUUUUUUGAAACAGUUGACUGCAAUCCUAUUUAAUUGUUUCCCUUCUUGUUUAAUACUCUCAAGGGAUUGAGAUUUUACGGAUGCUUUUCUGAAAGUUUA
Molecule: messenger RNA, 1687 nt
Organism: Dioscorea cayenensis subsp. rotundata (Guinea yam)
Lineage: Eukaryota; Viridiplantae; Streptophyta; Magnoliopsida; Dioscoreales; Dioscoreaceae
Product: dihydrolipoyl dehydrogenase, mitochondrial-like
Cellular component (GO): oxoglutarate dehydrogenase complex; mitochondrion
Molecular function (GO): dihydrolipoyl dehydrogenase (NADH) activity; flavin adenine dinucleotide binding
Source: RefSeq, a predicted model, not a curated record